Messenger RNA from Amoebophrya sp. A25, 3255 nucleotides. NCBI's taxonomy places the organism in Eukaryota, Dinophyceae, Syndiniales, Amoebophryaceae. The record is from the annotation of a GenBank genome assembly.
CUCUUCUUCUCCUACUCCUAGGGUCCAACUACACCUGCUCGUCAUCAUUUGGUCUUUUAGUUUUUUGAACAUAGUACUAUGUUCUGGCCAUUUGUUGACGAGGAGAGGUUCUCAUCGUGCAGAGGAUGAGCAGGAAACCUUUCUUCAGAAGAUGGACUCGACGACAGAUCUCGAGGUCUACGAGCUGGUAAGUGGUUCAGACGAAGAACACGAAAACCUCGACGUCAGAACUCCAGGACUGCCCGUCGUUGUUGCAUCUAGUACUUCUAUUAGUGAACAAAGAAGAAAUUCAUUUUCUACUUCUCCAAGACCAGGACCUCCAAGUGGUUCUUCAACAGCUGCAGCCGUGGGUGUCGCUCUAGCUAGUAAGCCUCUCCAAGCAAAUCCAACAUCAUCUUCCGGUGGAGGAGGUGGCGACAUCAUGUUAAGGGAUCGCUAUUCUGCAUGUUGAGGUAUCUAUUUUCAGUGUUGAGGUAUCUUCAAGAUCAACAGGAGUUACCCACUCGUUCGUCUUAAAAUUUCGUCAACGAUAAUUUGAUUCCGAUUGAAAAAGAAGAUAUUUAUAUAUUAUACUGAAGCAGAAACUAGCUCUUCUAAUCAUGACCGCAGCAGACGCCAAAUUGCCUCGAUCCGUCUACCUAGAUGGCAAUGCUUGGGGCUGCGCUUUCUAUAUCGGCGUUCAAGAGGCUUUUGAGGCCAGAUUUGGUGAAGGAUUUGGUCUCAGGAUGGAAAUGUUGCAAGGGGACUCUGCAGGCGCUUUAAUGGCCCUUCUGUGGGCUCUGGGUGCUCCCUCAAGCUUCGCGCGCGAGAUCUAUACUAUGUUGGCUGGUGGUGGGAAAAAAGAGAUGCUGAAACUGCGGCUCUCGGAUUAUCACGAGUAUGCGAUCGAUGAAAUUGGUAUGGCCGGGGACUUGUUGUGAAUGAAGCGACUAUAGAGUGCUAAAUGCUUGCUAUCACGUUCACCAUACUCAUCUUCUGGCUCCUACCUAGUACUGGUACACAAGUUUAAGUACAACUAUGUAUUCGUCAGAAAUCACGGCCCCCAGCUCAAGAUUUAGAACCAACACCAGCACCACGACAAUAUCAUUCUUUCAUCCUGAAACGUCGCUGGCCAAAUGCUCAUGAGUUGGUGCGCGGUAGGUACCAACUUGGCGUGACUAUAGGAUUCCGAGAUCACCGAUGGAUUAGUGACUUUCCCAGCUUCGCUGACCUCCGCAGGGUUCUUCAUGCUUCGAUGCAUAUUCCCAUCUUCGCAAGGAAAGUGCCGUACUUUUAUGGAACAAGAAGUCAAAUUGACUUGGUCAAUGUAUGAUGGAAAUAAUAGAACUGGUACUAGUUGUGUGAAGGAAAUGCGACUGCUAUAAAUAAAAUGAUGUAGUUAGACGUUCAACAGCUGCGACUGCUCUAUAUUAAAAAUGUAGAAGACGUUCAAGUUCAACAUUUUCUUGCUCAUCCUGCUCUAAAAUAUGUGGCGUCCGUACGAUUUUCACAGUGUAGAAAAACGAGGAGCAGAAGGUGGUGGAGGAGAUGCAGGAGGUGGAGGAAAUGACCCUGGUAUCGCUAAUACCAGUGUCAUGACCACGACAACUUCUUUACCAGUUCCUCGACUGCCCAUAUUAAUGCACAAGGACAAGCCGCAAAUAGAUCAAAAUACACAAACAGCAGAAGCAGAUAGUUGUAAUGGCUGUGGCGUCCCUUGGAGUAUGGUUGAGAAAAUGGAGAAGAUGAGUAUCAAGGACAAGCAAGGACAGGGGCAACAUCGACGUGUCGUUUCAACCUCAACUACCUCCAGACCCGCUUUUAUGGUACUUGCAACUGCUCCUGCCGGUGGAACUUCGCCUCCCGCCGACUCAUCUGCCGACGACGACCAGAGAGAUACAGAUAACGAAUCCUCAUCUUCGUCCUCGGCAACACAAGCUGCCCAGGAUCGACGGCGUGUACCUGUGGAUUUGGAGAAAAACAAAAACCACGGUCAUACCCGUCUAAGUGCGAUUGACGGGUGUGUGGCGAUGGAUGAGACCCACCUGGCACACGGCGAUGAAACCUUGGUCGUGUCCGCAAUGCCAUGGUCCGAUUGGCCGGAUAGGUAUGGCUGGGUGAAAACAAUGAUUUACUUAUGUAAUUCGAAUUAUUCUUCUUGUGAGCAACUGAAUCAAAGCGUCUUCGACUUUACACUUUCGCAUGUCUCCUACAAACUAACAAUUCAUUUUUAGGUGAUUCUCAGAUUCGAACUGCAGAUUGAGAUACUGUGUUAGUACUUUGGUUUGAGAAGAUACCCGUUGAACUAAAUUCUCUGUUACACCAAAGCUCUGACUCUAAGACUAAAGAACGUACAACAAAUUGCUUUCUUAACCUUAUCUACUUACUUCAUAAUUUUAUAGGGUCUCCCAACUACGACCCUGACGAACGUUCUAUCUUGCCCCAUCUAAUUUCACGGUUGGUGUGACAUCCAUGCUACCUUAUCGCCUAUGGAAACCCUUUUUCCUCCUGGCGAUCCAGCUGGGGUGAUUGCCUUGGGCAACAAACUCGCAACUCUGUGGCUCCAGCGUGGUGGACGGUUGAAAGCGGGGAAGCGACGCGCGCUGGUGAUGAAAAAAGGCUUCUUCGUUGUUGCUGGGAUAGGGAUGUGGGCCUGUAGACAUAUUGAAGAAAAGGCAUUGCCGGAAUAUCAACGGCGCCCGCCAAUAGUUGCAGAUGUAUCACCUCCAAAGUCCAAGCUCUAGUACCUUGAAAAUUCUAUCUACAAGCAGUUGGUUGUAGACGCAUCUGGAUGUAAAUUAAUAUGUUCUUGUUUCUCUACUCUGUAUAUAUUCUAAAUUAUUCGUUUUGAUGAUUAUUAUUUUCACUGUAGUUGCAUGAUUUUCUACUGACGCAUCAUCUCCUGUCUCUUACUACGCUGCCUUCGACGUAAUUGUGUCUAUUUCCUCUUGCGCAUCUGCUAGUACUUCUGUUUCUGAUUUUUCAAAGGGUUGCUGGGUGUUGCUGUUGUACUUGAACUCCUCUAAUAUUCAUGAUAUCUUCUACCUAGUAGUUCAAAAGUACAGCUAGUACAGACUUUCUCUGAGUCCUCUCGUUUCUUAUGGCUAAGUUCCGAUUGCCAACGUCAGCGAUGGAGGGAAAACGUAGUUUGUAGAGGUACUAACCUUGAUGAGGAUCACGCAUCGACUUCGUUAUCGUCUUCAAUAGAGACAAAGACUCUUUUUAUUCAAAGCAGCAGCAACGUCAGGAGCAUGCAUAUCAUGCGCAGAAAGCGGU